CUCAGCAACGCUGCCAGUCACGUUCUCAUGUUUAGAGCAGAAAAAUAAGAUAGAUCCUAGGAUAUCUCGAUUUUGUCUUCCUAUUGGAGCAACUAUCAAUAUGGAUGGGACAGCUUUGUAUGAGGCAGUAGCAGCCAUUUUUAUUGCUCAGCUUCGGAACGUCCAUCUUAAUGUUGGUAAAAUCGUCGCCAUCUCUGUAACUUCUACAGCAGCUAGUAUUGGAGCCGCUGGGAUCCCUCAAGCUGCUCUUGUCACCAUGGUGUUAGUACUUAAUGUGGUUGGCCUGCCACCAGAGGACGCUGCUCUUGUAUUUGUAGUGGAUUGGUUUAUAGACCGUUUUCGGACAGCAGUCAACGUUUUGGGAGAUGCAUUUGGAGCAGCAAUAGUGGCACACCUCAGCUCACAAGAUCUCCAAGAACUGUCCAAAGAUACCAAGCAAACAUUGAAUGAAAAUACUAAUACUGAUAUAAACAUCUAAUUUUAAAAGUC
Messenger RNA from Limulus polyphemus (Atlantic horseshoe crab), 489 nucleotides. Its product is annotated as excitatory amino acid transporter 3-like. The transcript is spliced from 3 exons. Gene Ontology annotation, biological process: L-glutamate transmembrane transport. The annotation marks the transcript as partial. Gene Ontology annotation, cellular component: plasma membrane. Gene Ontology annotation, molecular function: neutral L-amino acid transmembrane transporter activity; L-glutamate transmembrane transporter activity; glutamate:sodium symporter activity. Lineage: Eukaryota; Metazoa; Arthropoda; Merostomata; Xiphosura; Limulidae. The record is from RefSeq and is a predicted model, not a curated record.